CACACAACGGUUUCUGUUUCACUGCUGCAUGUAUUUUGAAGUCUAGUGCCGGUGGUUUCUUUCACGGGUACGGGGUAGGAACUCAUUUCGAUCAAGCCCAUCGCAGAACUGGUGUUGAAGUAGUUCACCUUUGGCGGCGCAAUUGGAUGAUGCGCGGUUGGCGGUCAUUGUGAGCUGACACUUUGCGAGAGUUGUAAAGAUGAGUUUGGGAUAUCAGAGUACAUUAUUGGGAAUUCUAGGAUCACUUCUUCUGCUCGCCAUCUAUGUCGUACCCACGACACAAGCAGAACCCAACGAAGGCAGGUGUAUCUGGUAUGGAGUCUGCUCAGCCAACAAGAAGCAGUACUGCCCCUAUAAUGGUACGGCCAAGGUACUGAAGGAGCAGCAAAAAGGUGCUGAGGCCCUGCACAUCCUGAAGAAGGUCUGUCCAUGGAUGUACGCGGGCGAAGCUACCCGCCUUUGCUGUGACUAUGAUCAGCUUUACAACUUGCAGGAUGGCGUCCAAAAGCUGUCAGCCAUAUUCGGUGGUUGCCCAAGCUGCUUGAACAACUUCCGGCGCUUGUUUUGCAGCUACACGUGUGACAAGAACCAGAGCACGUAUAUGAGAAUAGCUGCCACGAAAUCUAACAAUGCCACUGGACAGCCACGCACCUCGGUGACCAACGUCACCAUUGCUGUGGAGGCCGCACCGCUUUCGGCCACUUUCAACAGCUGCGCCAACAUUCUGUAUAAUGGCCAUCUGGCCACCAUCGCAGUUUGCCACUUGAAGAAGACCAGUCCCUGCCCAGAGGCACUCUUCUGGCACAGCAUGGGCAGCAUGAAGGAAAACCCGUUCUUCUUCAGCUUGCUGUCGUCGGGUCCGGAAGUCCAGGGCCUCCGGCCGCGUACGUUCCCGACCAUUGCUUGCACCGAGGCUGCACCCGGUCAGCUGUAUAGCUGCCCUUGUCAAACGUGUCCGGCGAGAACUGAUUGCAAGUCUGCGCCGGUUAAGCCACUGCCCAAGAAGCAGAGCUUUGUUGUCAGCAUCGAUGGCGUCACCUUCAUCAUGGGCUGCAUCUUCAUUGCCUUCCUCUUCACGUUCUCCGUCUUCAUCACCUACAAAAGUGCGUCGCCACGCACCCUGACGUCUACGUUCCUGCUGGACUCCACCUCCAUCAACGGCGGGAGCGCCGUCAUUGCCACGGCGGGACAACGCGGCGACAAGCUGCGCAGGAAGAUCGAUGCUGUGCUUGGUGGAUGGUGCCACAGCUGUGCUCGCAAUCCAUUCAAGGUCUUAGUGCUGUCGCUGACGGUCGCUGGCCUGCUUUGCUGCGGCAUCGUCACGUUCAAGGUCAUCACCGACCCCGUGGCGCUCUGGUCAGCUCCGAACGGUGAAUUUCGCCACCAGAAGAACAUAUUCGACAAGAACUUUGGACCAUUCUAUCGGACCCAGAUGCUGAUUGUCACCUUGGACGAUGGGCCGGAGCUGUUCAAUCGGUUUGACGAAGCUGUCAGUGCCAAAGACGUAGACCAAAUGUGCGAAGAUGGUGAGGUGACAAAUUACACCAUUGGCCAGGUCUUCCGCCGCGGAGUUCUUGAAAAGGUGCUCGAGUUGCAGGAGCAGAUCUCCAACAUCUCCGUCAACGUGGACUCGAAGCGCGUCACCCUGGAGGACAUCUGCUUUGCUCCCUUGUCGCCGGACAAUGACAAGUGUGCAACGGAAACUGUCCUGCAGUACUUCCAGAAUAACAUCACACAUCUGCGGCGCGUUAAAAGCGAAGACUUCCUUCAAUGUGUCACAGACUCCUACAUCGAUCACAUGAUGGAAUGCACAUUUAAUCCGCUCGAAACGGUGUCACAAACGGACGGCUUAAAUCUGCCCUGCCUCGGUGAUUUUGGCGGCCCUGCCUAUCCCAAUGUGGUGCUCGGUGGCUACGGUGGAGUGUCCUACAUGAACGCCACCGCUCUGGUUGUUACGUACCUUGUCAACAAUCAUGUCGAUGCGGCAAUGAACAAGCCGGCAGAAGAAUGGGAGAAAAGAUUUCUGGAGACCGUCGAGUCUUUCAACAAGACAGUGUCGUUCUACACCAAGCAGCAGUGCCACUUGUUUAAGAACUGCAACCACAGCACGUCCAUGGCCACCGUCAACCUUAACGUGGCCUACAGCGCACAGCGCUCCAUCGCCGACGAAGUCUCACGGGAGAGUACCUCCGACGUGGUUGUGCUUGGCCUCAGUUACAUGCUGAUGUUCAUGUAUGUAGCUAUCACACUGGGAAAGAUCUCGUUCAGCCAUCCGGCCACACUCCUGAUCAACUCGAAGGUCUCUCUGGCACUGGCUGGCGUGCUGCUGGUUCUGCUGGCAGUGGCUGCUUCUGUGGGCACACUGGCGCUGCUGGGCGUUGACGCCACAUUGAUUGUCUUCGAGGCCGUGCCGUUCUUGGUCCUGGCUGUCGGUGUUGACAAUCUCUUCUUGAUGGUGCAAGCACUUCAGCGUGAUGAACGCAUAGAAGGCGAGGAAAUCUCUGCCCAGGUCGGCCGUGUCCUGUCCGCCGUGGCACCAAGCUUGACGCUGUCAGCGCUGGCCGAAUCGGUCGCCUUCUUCUGCGGUGCUUUGUCAGACAUCCCCGCUGUGCGCUCUUUCUCGCUGUACGCCGGUCUGGCAGUGCUGUUCAAUUACUUCCUGCAGAUGACAGCAUUCAUUGCUUUCCUGUCACUGGAUGCGCGGCGUCAGGACAGUCAGCGCAUGGAUAUCUUCUGCUGCUUCCCUGGCGGUAAGAAGAAUGGCUAUAUCAACUUGGAAGCAGAGGACUGCUCACCAGGCUGCCUGUACCGCAUCUUCUCCAGCUUCUAUGCGCCGGCGCUGCUGCACAAGUUUGUCCGACCAGUUGUCGUGUGUGCAUUUUUCGGCGUCUUCUUCAUGUCGAUUGUAGCCACGACUCACCUCGAAAUUGGUCUGGAUCAGACCACGGCGCUACCCAAGGAUUCCUACCUUGUCCCGUACUUCGGUAAUCUGAGCCGUUACGUGAAGGUCGGCGCCCCAGUCUAUUUCGUCGUCGAUGGAGAGUAUCCGUACAAUGAUACAAACUAUGCGGCCAAGAUCUGCUCCACUGGUGGCAACUGCAGCCGGAACUCCUUAGUGCAGCAGCUCAACAGAGCUAGUCAGCAUCCGGAAGUGUCGACAAUAGCACAGCCGCCACUGGCGUGGCUUGAUUCCUACUACGAAUGGAUAACUCCAGCCACUGCAUGCUGCCGACUCAAGAACUCUACCGCUAGCAGUCGUGACUCGGGUCUUGACUUCUGCCCACCAACAGACCAGACAUCAAAAUGUAUCGACUGCCUCCCUGACGGAAAGACACUGCCGACUCGUGAUGAAUUUGAUGACUACAUUGAGGACUUCCUUCACAGCAACCCGUCAGCCGCAUGCCCCGCAGGUGGGCAUGCUGCCUUCAGCUCAGCAUUGAGCUUUGCUAACCGCAGUGCUAACGACAACAGAGACACUGCUAUCAAAGCUUCACACUUCAUGACGUACCACACGCCGGCUAAUGACUCGGCUACCUUCAUCAAUGCUCUGAAGCAGGCACGAGAUCUGGCGGACAAGAUGACGGCUGCCAUCGACUACCCUGGCAUCAAAGUCUUUCCUUACAGCGUGUUCUACGUGUUCUAUGGGCAGUACUUGAACAUUGUCAAGUCGGCCGCUAUCAACCUGACCGUGGCUACUGUUGCCCUGUUCAUAAUCUCGUACCUGAUGUUGGGACUGCGAGUUCGCCAGGCUCUCUUCAUCCUGGGCACUGUGUGGAUGAUCAUUGUUGAUGUGAUGGGCGUCAUGUACCUCUGGGACAUCAAGUUCAAUGCCAUCUCACUCGUCAACCUGGUUGUGGCAAUGGGCAUAGCCGUGGAGUUCUGCGUUCAUAUCUGCAACACGUUCUGCUGCAUAAGGACCGGGACACGUUUGGAACGCGCCCGCUCUGCCUUGAUCACCACUGGCAGCUCGGUUCUCAGUGGUAUAACACUGACAAAGUUUGGUGGUGUAGCAGUGCUGGCCUUCACCAGCUCCAAGCUCUUCCAAGUAUACUACUUCCGUAUGUACAUGUCCAUUGUGUGCGUUGGGGCUGCUCACGGCCUGAUCUUCCUGCCCGCACUGCUCAGCUACAUUGGUUAGCCGUCGCUGCUGUGGUGUCAGUAAGCGAGGUGCAAGUGUGCUUCUUACACGUGCAGCUCAGCUCAGCUCUGUUUCUACUCGGCUCUUUUUUUUUAUUCUUAGAUCAGCCAUCUAACUGUGAUCUAACUGUGCUAAUUUUGUUGUUACAGCAGACUAGUGCUUACGAGAUGGUGUCCUUGUUUUAAAACUCUCUUUAUAUAAUUAUAAUCCCAUUGGUGGCAUGGCAAGGUAAACGCGCUGCACUGCCGAACCAGAUUUUCACAAACACACACACACACACACACACAUCAUGCACACACACACACAUCAUGCACACACACACACACACACACACACACACACACACACACACACACAUGUACCCAGUCAUAUGUGCAUUCUUUCCCUGUGUGUGUGUGUGUGUGUGUGUGUGUGUGCGUGAGCGCGCGUGUGUGUGCGUGCGCGUGUUCUUACGGCGAGUGGUUACGUUGCCUUGUGCCGGCAUGGUGUGUGUUGCACCCGUUAUGCUGUGUACGAGUACAUGUGGCCUUUGCAACGCGUUGAACCAUACCUCUUUGUGUCAUCUUAUCUCCAAAUCCAUAAUAAUUUUGCUGUCCUUACAUUUCGUGCUGUUGAAUGCAGCACAUAACAUACUUGCGAAAAGAUGCUUGUUUUCACUUUACCUACUAGUACUAGGAUAUCCUUGCUACCUUUCUACAGGUGCAAUCCUCACUCAUGUCAUAACUGAAUUGAUCAUUUUGUCCAAGACGCUGCUGCACAUGCACUGCAUGGCAUUGUUUUGUCCGGGGGGCCACUAUGGAGCACUUUGUCUGCGCAAUCUUGUUUCACUUACAUUCCUGCUACUGCUGUUUUCUUCGUUUAUUCAAAAACUGUUGUUGUUGUUGUUGUUGUUGAGCUUAGCUGGUUGCUAUUUCGUAGCUGUCGGGUACGUGUACUGUGUAGUUGUUUUGAGUGUCACGUCAUUUUUCUUUCCGCCCUGAGCAGUUUGCUGGGAGUUUCCUUUCUCAGAACCUUAUUCGCCUGGUUUCGCCUUGCGUAUACGAUGACUCGGUAUUUCUACGCAUGGUGUUUUGACAUUUUGACAUUUUCCAGUUCUUGUCCUUUCCACAGCAUUCACCUUCUAUUCCCCCUUCUUUUCGCUCUGCUAUUACCUCUCUUUUCUGCCAUGUUGUUGUUGUUGUUGUUGUUGUUGUUGUUGUUGUUGUUCGGCGCUGUCAUCGUUCUCUUUUUCUUUCUGUUGUUCUAUGACCAUGACGUGUGCACAAUCAUUGUUAGUUACAUAGUAGUAAGUAUGUGUAGUUUAUAUUACUAAUGUCACGUGUGAUUAUAAAGUUCAUG
Messenger RNA from Sycon ciliatum, 5476 nucleotides. Its product is annotated as NPC intracellular cholesterol transporter 1-like. Bases 200 to 4138 code for a protein of 1312 amino acids. Gene Ontology annotation, cellular component: plasma membrane. The transcript has 25 exons. The record is from RefSeq and is a predicted model, not a curated record. Gene Ontology annotation, biological process: cholesterol homeostasis; intestinal cholesterol absorption. Gene Ontology annotation, molecular function: cholesterol binding; lipid carrier activity. NCBI's taxonomy places the organism in Eukaryota, Metazoa, Porifera, Calcarea, Leucosolenida, Sycettidae.